GCCGCGUAACGAUGGUCGCUUGCGUUUAUAUAAUGCCAGAGAGCCGGGAAAGUGAGACCAUUGAAACGUCGACUGUCAAAGAGACACGCGUACCUCAACGACGCAUCAACGACAACAUGAAGAAGCACUGCCUGUUUGUUCUUCUCGUCGCCCUCGUCGCAACCCUUCUACACACCGCUGACGCAGUCGAACAAAGCAUCUGUCCUCCAGAGAAUUGCGUACCAGAAUGGAAAUGUGACUCUUUACUAGUCGGUGGACUGUGUCCACAAUCGUGUGACACGUGUUGCAGCGUGUUGAAACCGGAGUACAGAACGCAUUGUCGUCACUUCGGCGGUGAAUGCAUGGACAGAUGCAACGAAAAUCUGCAACACCCAGUUGUCGAUUGUCCACCCGGCAAAGUGUGCUGCACGUUAGUUUAAUCGGGAGAUGAAUUGGAGAAGAAAGCAACACGACCAAAUGCCUGUCCACCGUUUCAAUCCUAGUGUUAAUUUUAAGCGAUCAUUUUUGAACAUCAGCUGGUAUCCGAUGACGAAUGUAAUAUCACGCGAUACCGCGCAUCUGUUCUGUAGAAAAGCGACUUAAUUAGUUUUACAAUUACAUACAACGGUAGAUGCCCUGUGUAACGGGCUUCCGCGAGCAAUUCUCGCCCGUAUGGAGUAUGAAAAAUCGUGCACAAUCGCGGCGCGACAUGUCGCAGAUGUGGGAUUCCGCCGCGUGAAAUUAGUGCAAAUGUGAAAACGUUCGCUUACCACGCAGUCUCUCUCACCUUGGCGAACGGUGAACGGUUCACGGUGACUCGCGACGACACAUUCGUUUCAACGCGGCGGAGAGAAUCGCGAGAGCGUGUAAAAUGGUAGCAACGAUGGAAAAGUAGAUAUUUGUAAUAAAGCACGUGUG
Habropoda laboriosa is the source of this 897-nucleotide messenger RNA. RefSeq lists its product as uncharacterized. NCBI's taxonomy places the organism in Eukaryota, Metazoa, Arthropoda, Insecta, Hymenoptera, Apidae. The coding region runs from base 12 to 419 and encodes 135 amino acids. The record is from RefSeq and is a predicted model, not a curated record. The transcript is spliced from 3 exons.